CCAAAAUCCGUCGUGAAAACAACAACAAAGCAUUUUCGUUUUGGCGAGUGUCUAUUUCGGACAAGUGUUUACCGGUUUCGAUUUUUCAGGCAAAAUUAUUUAACUUCUCGUCAAAAUUGGACGUGUUGUUUCACGGAAGAAAAGGAGAAAGAUAUGCUGUUGUCGAGAAGGCGACCGAAAAAUUCGCUUCUGGGAGUUCGUGUCAGCGCACCUUGGAAAGAUGGAUUCUACUAUUCCGGGAUAAUUGAGGCGGUCAAAAGCAAACCUACCGGCGAAAACACUUACACCAUUCUGUUUGAAGACGACUACAUUGCUGAAGUGGAUGAGGGAGAAAUUGUGGGACCAGGAUUCAAAAGUGUGGGAACUUCCUCGUUAAAGAACGGUCAACAUGUUUACAUCACGUACAAGAGUCGCGAAGUUGGCGCCCGUGUACUUAAGAUUCGUUCAGAGUUCAACGAAGUUUUGGUUCAAAUUUUGGACCAACACGAAACAAUUGUUGCUGUAAGACCGAGUGAGAUUCAUCUGAUGAAAGGGCAACGGUAUUCCACGGUGCCUAUCGAAGUCAAGGGUUGCAACGGUACUAGUUCAUUCGUAUCGUGCCCGAUACCAUGCAAGAUGAGAGCACAUGGAAUACACUCUUGCGAUGGAUGGACCAAACGACAAGAAAACGUUACAAGAGGUGAAGAAAUGGCUGCACUUGUUCUUACUGCGCUGUCAAUCUCUCCGGUUCUCAAAGAUGCGGAUCAAACGGACGAUGUGUUUCUUAGCUUUCCUCCCACUCCGGACUCAGGAUCCGAGAUGGCUACAUUUUCGAGCCCGGGAAAUUCGCCGCUCCGCUCAUCCUCGCCAGUGCACUCGAAUGACUCGAACUUUUUCUUAAGUGGUCCACCCUCUCCAAUUGACGAAGGCAUUGGAGUUGAUUAUCAGAAACAAGAAAACACCCGCAAAAGAAAGACUUCUGCCUCUUCGAGUUCAAGCGUGAAGACAUUGUACAAAUGUACGUGGCCGCGAUGCGGGAAAACCCUCUCUACCGCCCCCGGAAUUAUCAGACAUGUUCGAACAAUCCAUCUCGGGCCUAAACGUUCGACUGAGGAAGGCUACAGUGAUGGGGAAGAAGACUUCUACUUCAACGAAAUAGACUUAGAAGAAGACGACUACAUGAACGAUCAUGUUUUCCCAACACCGCUUGCACUGUCACCAACACCAACACAGUCUCAUUUUGACAUGGUGAAGAACCCGUGGACCGAACCAGGCCCUGAAUUAUCCUCAAGUGGACACGACUCUCCACAGCAUCCGCGCUUCAACUGGGAUGCUUCAGCAAUCACAAGUCUCUCGACCUACCCAUCUCCGUCGAAAGCGAGCAGCGGCAAGACCAGUCCAUCCAGGGUACAGCACAGUUCAAAUCAUCACACGCACCGCAAGGUUCGUGGAGAGAGCAAGAAAUGCCGAAAGGUGUACGGAAUGGAAAACAGACAUCUUUGGUGUACACAAUGCAGAUGGAAAAAAGCUUGCGUACGAUUUGCAGACUAAAGAACUGAGCAAACUCACCAUGCAGAUAUAUAUAUUUAUAGCUCGUUCGUAGCACACGGUUAGCGUGUAAUAAAAUAAAUGGACAACAUGUAUAAAGAUUAAAUAUUUUAUCAAAUCGUUAUAUUUUUAUAAUCGCAGUUCAUAGGUGUUACACAUCUUCUGCGAGGGAAGAGAGGCGAUUCAGUCGUUUGGGAAUGAUUAAGAAAAACCAACGAAGAUUAUUGCAUGGUGCAAAAAUUUUCAGCGACUCGUUCAGCUUUUGAACAUAAUACACUCUACAGAAAACAUUUGUAAUCUUGUGUCUAACAUGAUAAUGUAUUGGCACCAAACUAAACGUUAUAAUACUAUAUGUAGAAACGAAAUGUCUGGAGGGUAGAAAGAAAAUGUUUCCAAUAAAUUUGUCAUGUGGUUUUGAUAAUAGCUCA
This is a messenger RNA of Stylophora pistillata, 1955 nucleotides long. Its product is annotated as zinc finger protein 395. Lineage: Eukaryota; Metazoa; Cnidaria; Anthozoa; Scleractinia; Pocilloporidae. The record is from RefSeq and is a predicted model, not a curated record. Gene Ontology annotation, biological process: regulation of transcription by RNA polymerase II. Gene Ontology annotation, cellular component: nucleus. Gene Ontology annotation, molecular function: DNA-binding transcription factor activity; RNA polymerase II cis-regulatory region sequence-specific DNA binding.